Emiliania huxleyi CCMP1516 is the source of this 1428-nucleotide messenger RNA. RefSeq lists its product as hypothetical. Gene Ontology annotation, biological process: protein ubiquitination. The coding region runs from base 1 to 1428 and encodes 475 amino acids. The transcript is spliced from 10 exons. The record is from RefSeq and is a predicted model, not a curated record. Gene Ontology annotation, molecular function: ubiquitin-protein transferase activity. Lineage: Eukaryota; Haptophyta; Isochrysidales; Noelaerhabdaceae.
AUGUGUGUUCGCGACACCGGGCUGUCGGUCCGCGAAACGGUCCGCGACACCCAAGCCGCGCGGAGGCGCUCAUCGAUUCGCGAGGCAUCGCUCGUGCAGUUUUUCGACCCGACGCAAACCUCGGCGGACAACGGGAGCGCCACGGUUCUCUCAUCCGCCAUCAAUCUCUGCAACACGCUCAUGGGUACCGGCCUCCUUGCCAUGCCAGGGGUGAUGGAGCGCUCGGGCUGGAUUCCCGGGCUCGUGCUCAUGUUCCUCAUGUCGCUCGCCAACGCGUUCUCGGUCGAGGCGGCGGCCCGCGCCUCCAUCGUGAUCGACCUGGCCGUGGCGCUCAACUGCGUCGGCACGGCGUGUUCGUACGUCAUCGUCUCGACGGGCAACUUCGAGAUGACCUUUGGUGGGCCGCGCUUCCUGUGGGUGAUCGUGACCGUCGCCAUCGCGACGCCCAUCGCCUUCCUCAAGGACAUGGACUCGCUGAGGCACACCUCCUUCGCCGCCGUCGCCAUCCUCCUGUACAUCGUGCUCAUCAUCGUCUAUGCGCCGCUCGACCCGUGCGACAGCGACAAGGCCCAGCCCGAGUUCUGCCCGCCCGGCGACACGGCCGUCGUCACCGACUUUGCGGGGUCCGUCGGCGAGAUUGAGUCCAAGGACACGACUCUGGACCGGAGCCGCAUUCAGCGCGAGCUCCUCCGCCUGCGCACCUACUCGUUCGGCAGCAAGUUCGAGACGCAGCGCCUCCGCGUCGCGAUCACCCUCGGCUUCAUCGCCUUCACCACCCUGAUCGGGCUUGUUCUGGACGACAUCGGCAAGGUCGUUGACCUGAUCGGGUCCGUGUGCGGCUCGACGAUCGCCUUCGCUUUCCCCUGCUGGGCCUAUUUCAAGCUCUUCCCCGACCGGCGCGCCUCGCCCUUCUCCAUUAUCUCCUCGGCUCUCCUCGUCCUGGGCCUCGUGCUGAUCCCUCUCGGCGUCGCGCUCACGGUAGGGAGACGCGGAGCCACCACCCCUUCGCACCUCGCGGCGUGCAGCCCCCAGGACGCCGAAGCGGCGUUGCCGAUCGAGGCGACGCCGGCCGGGACGGGACGCCCCCGCUGCCUCGCCGCUUCCGACCAGGCGAGUACGGUGGUGGAGAAGCGGACGCUUGUCGCUGCGACCGAGGGCGGCUCGCCGUCGGCUGCAGAGGCGCCGGUUGCGAAGGAGGAGGAGGAGCCGCCGGCCGACUUCAUCUGCCCGAUCACAACCGAGGUCAUGGUCGAGCCAGUCGUGGCGGCCGAUGGGCAGUCGUAUGAGCGGUCGGCGAUCGAGCGCUGGCUCGCGACCAAGUCGACGAGCCCGCUGACCGGCGGCGAGCUCGAGCAUAGCAUCUUGAUCCCGAACCACAACUUGCGCCGGACGAUUCGAGAGUGGCAGGAGGCGCGGACGUCACCUUGA